AGAGGAGCUGUCCAUGGUGCUGUAGUGAGAGGAGCUGUCCAUGUUGCUGUAGUGAGAGGAGCUGUCCAUGGUGCUGUAGUGAGAGUGAGUUGUCCAGAGAAUACUAUAGAGAAUGGUGCUGUAGCACAUGGUACUGUCCAUGUUACUGUAGAGAAUGGUACUGUAGAGAAUGGUACUGUAGAGAAUGGUACAGUAGAGAAUGGUACUGUAGAGAAUGGUACUGUAGAGAAUGGUACAGUAGAGAAUGGUACUGUAGAGAAUGGUACUGUAGAGAAUGGUACUGUAGAUAAUGGUACUGUAGAUAAUGGUACUGUAGAGAAUGGAACUGUAGAGAAUGGUACAGUAGAGAAUGGUACUGUAGAGAAUGGUACUGUAGAGAAUGGUACUGUAGCGAAUGGAACUGUAGAGAAUGGUACUGUAGAGAAUGGUACAGUAGAGAAUGGUACUGUAGAGAAUGGAACUGUAGAGAAUGGAACUGUAGAGAAUGGUACUGUAGAGAAUGGAACUGUAGAGAAUGGUACUGUAGAGAUUGGAACUGUAGAGAAUGGUACUGUAGAGAAUUGUACUGUCCAUGGUACUGUAGAGAAUGGUGCUAUAGAGCGUGGUACUAUAGAGAAUGGAACUGUAGAGAAUGGUGCUAUAGAGAAUGGUGCUAUAGAGAAUGGUACUGUAGAGAAUGGUGCUAUAGAGAAUGGUGCUAUAGAGAAUGGUGCUAUAGAGAAAUGUGCUAUAGAGCAUGGUACUAUAGAGAAUGGUACUAUAGAGAAUGGUCUGUAGAGAAUGGUACUGUAGAGAAUGGAACUGUAGAGAAUGGAACUGUCCACGGUACUGUAGAGAAUGGUGCUGUAAAGAAUGGUACUGUAAAGAAUGGUACUGUCCAUGGGACUGUAGUGAAUGGUAUUGUAGAGAAUGGUACUGUAGAGAAUGGUACUGUAAAGAAUGGUACUGUAAAGAAUGGUACUGUCCAUGGGACUGUAGUGAAU
Molecule: messenger RNA, 983 nt
Organism: Coregonus sp. 'balchen'
Lineage: Eukaryota; Metazoa; Chordata; Actinopteri; Salmoniformes; Salmonidae
Source: the annotation of a GenBank genome assembly